AUGGAGACUGGUACUUCCCUUAUGGAUGUAUGGAUACAGCGCAAGCUCGAUACGCUGCUGUUUGGGUGGACGUACGAGUGCUCGGUCAGGGCAUUUCACGGCGAAGACAUGAUGGAGCUUUUUCUCUGGGGUCAGAGGUACUUCCAUCCGGGCGGGCCAGUGUGUUUGACCGCGGAGCAGUUUUUCGAGUUUCACCCAAGCCCAUCGGCGCCCGAGAGCGCCUACGCGCCACAUCUCCGAAUAGACGAAUCCGAGUCGAUUGCGUAUCUGCUUCACAACGCUAGAGAGGACGAACACGAAGUAGACUUGAACGCAGACUUGAGCGCCCCAAUGGACGUCGAUGUCGCCAUGGUGACUAUCUACAUCCACGCAACAAGAGGAGAUGUGCUUGCGUCGCAGCUUUUUGGCCGUAUUGCGGAUGAGCCGUCGCAGCUGGUCGACUAUAACGACGCGGCCACCAUAUCUAAGUUUCGCACGCUGUUUAACAAGAACCCAAACAACCAAAAACGAGUAGCCCUAGCAGAAAAGUUUGAUGCCAUUCAAGCACCCGAGUUUCCAGCGCAGGUGGCGAGGUGGCUUGUCAAGGUGGCCUGGAAGCUCUUAGCAAUCAAGUGGCUGCACGAGAAGCAGCAUAAUCCCCAGAGCAGCAUUUACAGCGAUCCGAUGCAGGUUAUUGACGAGCCUGGGCUAUGGCAUGAUUACUUGUGGAUGAGACGCGGUCAAGGAGGAAUGAAUUCCUUCAAGGUUAAUCACCCUUGGGUUGUUGAAGAGACACAGAGGCUGCCCAAGUUGAGGCCUAAGAUUUGGUUCACAUAUUGCACAAAAGACUGCAAAGUAAAAAAUAGAGCCCCAAAAAGGCUUAGAACAUAA
Molecule: messenger RNA, 870 nt
Organism: Akanthomyces muscarius
Lineage: Eukaryota; Fungi; Ascomycota; Sordariomycetes; Hypocreales; Cordycipitaceae
Exons: 1
Coding region: 1-870 (289 amino acids)
Source: RefSeq, a predicted model, not a curated record